Molecule: messenger RNA, 1113 nt
Organism: Miscanthus lutarioriparius
Lineage: Eukaryota; Viridiplantae; Streptophyta; Magnoliopsida; Poales; Poaceae
Source: the annotation of a GenBank genome assembly
AUGGCGGUCUCCGAGAGCUCGCGGAAUGCGCUGCUCCCUAGCUUCCUUUUUGCGGCCCCGGCCACUGCCUCCCCCUUUGCUGCCGCCGUCGCUAGCGUGGGCGGGCAAACGGUCGCCGCGCCAUCUGCGGCGGCGGCGCGGCCCGCUAUUUGGGCGAGGGCGCCGAGCGAGCCGGGCCGGAGGAUUGAGAUGUACUCGCCGGCAUUCUACGCGGCGUGCACGGCCGGCGGCGUCGCCAGCUGCGGGCUCACGCACAUGACCGUCACGCCCCUGGACCUCGUCAAGUGCAACAUGCAGGCAACCAGCUGCUACCGUACUUGUCGUUAUGAACUGAUUGCUAAUGAAAACUUUUAUUGUCUGAUUUCUCGGAUCGAUCCAGCCAAGUACAAGAGUAUCUCAUCUGGUUUUGGUGUUUUGUUGAAAGAGCAAGGGCCCAAGGGCUUUUUCAGGGGCUGGGUACCUACCCUACUUGGAUACAGUGCUCAGGGAGCAUGCAAGUUCGGUUUCUAUGAGUUCUUCAAGAAGUAUUACUCGGACAUUGCUGGCCCUGAGUAUGCCGCCAAGUACAAGACUUUGAUUUACCUUGCGGGUUCCGCUUCGGCUGAAGUGAUUGCAGAUAUUGCCCUCUGCUCCAUGGAAGCUGUUAAGGUCCGUGUGCAGACGCAGCCUGGCUUUGCAAGAGGUUUAUCAGAUGGCCUUCCAAAGUUUGUGAAAGCUGAAGGCUAUUCUGGGACUGUCCAGCAUCUUAUGGUUUUACUAAAUGCAGACACUAUGAUGAAAUUUGCCUCUUUCGAGACUGUUGUUGAGAUGAUCUACAAGUAUGCCAUCCCUGCCCCCCAAAACGAAUGCAGCAAGAAUCUCCAGCUUGGAGUGAGCUUUGCUGGUGGCUACAUCGCUGGGGUGUUCUGUGCAAUUGUUUCUCACCCAGCUGACAACCUUGCUGUGAAGAAGAUUGGUCUAGUGGGGCUAUUUAUGCGUGGGCUCCCGUUGCGUAUCGUGAUGAUUGGUACCCUCACCGGUUCCCAGUGGGGUAUCUAUGAUGCUUUUAAAGUCAUGGUUGGACUACCGACUACUGGAGGCGCUGCUCCAACACCUGCUGCCACUAAGGCCUGA